AUGGAGAAAUAUCCGAUCGGAACUCGUUCGGAGAGUGAGCGUCUGGUACGCGAGUGGGGUUUCCAACAUGUCUUCACUUGGUCAGACGGGAGUAAUGCCUACUAUUCUCCUCAUACUCAUGGUGGCCUGACUACUCAUCUCAUCCGUCGUGGCUCAAUGACGGUGGCCUAUCCGGAAGACAAGGUCAAGAAUGGCCGAGAGGCCAAGGAGACCUUUGGCGUUGGCGCUCGAGUAGAUGUACCGGCAGGAAAGGUUCAUGAAGUAUGGAUUGGAGACGAGGGAUGUGAAUAUGUAAUUGGAGAAUAA
This is a messenger RNA of Penicillium longicatenatum, 306 nucleotides long. RefSeq lists its product as uncharacterized. The record is from RefSeq and is a predicted model, not a curated record. Bases 1 to 306 code for a protein of 101 amino acids. Lineage: Eukaryota; Fungi; Ascomycota; Eurotiomycetes; Eurotiales; Aspergillaceae. The transcript has 2 exons.